CUGUCAGACCUGGCAACCCAGGCCAAGGUAGCUACGGAAGCCGUCGCGUUUGCGCAACCAGGUAGCUUCCUGAAAAUGGCCAGCUGGGGAAAGUUCGCCGCCCUGUUAAGGAACGUAGCGAGGAGCUCUCGACUGCUGAAAACCUCCACAUCAUUCCGCGCUGUGGGUUCAGGUCUUCUCGGCUCUGUUAUUGGAAGCGGGAGCCUCUGGUUGUACUGCCGCCAUCAUGCUAACAGCAGGACGCUUCCCUUCGCUGUUCUGGCAGAGGAAGAAAGAUUGCAGGAACCUGCAGCUUCUCAUCUGUCUGCCAGAAAGAUCCGCUUCAUCCAGUUUGCCUCAGUGAUGUAUGAUAUGGAGCCCUACAUGACCCCAAGAGACUUCCUGUUCUCUGUCAUGCUGGAACAAGUGGACCGAAAGCUCCAGAAGAGAAUCCUAACAGCACAGGACGUGGACAACAUGUUGGCGGCUGCCUCUAAAGCUCGUCCUGGCAGCGAUCUGUUCAGGAACCUGGGAGAUAAUGGUUUGAUUUCCUACACAGAGUAUCUCUUCCUGCUGACCAUCCUGACCAAGCCGCGUACAGGAUUCCACAUAGCUUUUCAAAUGCUGGACGUGGACGGCAAUGAGCAGGUGGACAAGAAAGAAUUUCUCAAGCUCAAGAACAUAAUUGGAAAGAGUAAACUGAAAGCUUCAAAGGACGUCACUGAGAAAGCAGCAGAGGAAGCGGAAGCUGUAAAUACAUCCCUGCAGGCGUACUUCUUUGGAAGAAAAGGAUACAACAAGCUGAAGUAUAAAGAGUUUCACAGGUAUCUGUGUUGCUCAGAUUCAUGGAAGAACCUCCAAGCUGAGGUGCAGGAGAUGGAGUUCCUGCAGUUCUCCAAAGGUAUGGACACGAUGAGACGGGAGGACUUUGCAGAGUGGUUGCUUCACUACACCAACGAAGAGGAUAACGAAGUCUACUGGGAAAACAUGAGGAAGAAGAUCCCUGCUGGUCAGGUACUCAAACCCUUCCUCUCAUCACGUUUUGAGGAGUUCAAAGCCUUCUGCCUGUUCACCAACAACCUGGAGGAUUUCGCCUUCUCUAUGAAGAUGGUGACCGAGGCCAACCGUCCGGUGGGAAUGUCCCAGUUUAAACGAGCGGUGAAGAUCGCCACAGGUCACGAGCUUUCCGAAAACGUUCUGGACACCGUGUUCAAACUCUUCGACAUGGAUGGAGACAACUGUCUGAGUCACAAGGAGUUCCUGGGAGUGAAGGACCGUGUACUGAGAGGCUUGAACAUCAAAGCGGCAUCUCUGGCUACUGGGAAGUGUGUGAAGAGGAGACCCCUGAAGGGGGCUAAGGAGGCCCUGGGAGACAGCGGCUGCCCCAACUGAUGCGCUCACCUGUUCCCAUCUGAUGCGCUCAACCUGUCCCAUCU
Messenger RNA from Cyprinodon tularosa, 1415 nucleotides. It is a transcript of the gene micu2, whose product is annotated as mitochondrial calcium uptake 2. Lineage: Eukaryota; Metazoa; Chordata; Actinopteri; Cyprinodontiformes; Cyprinodontidae. Gene Ontology annotation, cellular component: uniplex complex. Gene Ontology annotation, biological process: mitochondrial calcium ion homeostasis; calcium import into the mitochondrion. Gene Ontology annotation, molecular function: calcium ion binding. The record is from RefSeq and is a predicted model, not a curated record.